Molecule: messenger RNA, 678 nt
Organism: Fraxinus pennsylvanica
Lineage: Eukaryota; Viridiplantae; Streptophyta; Magnoliopsida; Lamiales; Oleaceae
Source: the annotation of a GenBank genome assembly
AUGGACCCUCAGGAACCUUUCUCCGGCACUGGCGGAGGUAACAGGCCAUCUCCUAGAAGAGAACUACAGGGUCCUCGUCCAACUGCGCUCAAAGUCAGUAAAUCCUCGCACAAGAUCAGUAAACCACCAGUUGCGCCGCCACAUCACCACCCAGCACCACCACAAGUAGGUCAGCCUCCUCCGCAGUAUGCUGAGGACCGCCAGCCGGUGAUAAUCUACGCGGUUUCACCAAAAGUCCACCACACCACCGUCGGCGACUUUAUGGACUUGGUUCAAAGACUCACAGGCAAUACCACCACCACCACCACCACCGAUUCUACCUUCGCAUCCGGCUCUACCUCUUCCACAGCCGACUGCGUCUCUCCGGCAGCCAGGCUAGCAUCUAUAGAGAAAACAAGUCCUUCUGAAAGACAAAGAGAGAGAGAAUUCACAGUAGAUAAUAUUAUGGAUAUUCUUGAAGACACUAAUCUUGAAGUAGGCCAAGGUCCCGGAAUAUUAUCUCCGGCUCCGGCAACUCUUCCACCCAUAUCGCCAGGAUUCUUCUCUCCGGCUCCGAUUGACCCGUUUAUGUUGGGGUACAACAUGUUCAUACCAAGCCCAUCAACCUUGUUUUCAGCUCCAAUGGUGUCUCCUUCACCCUCUUCUUCUUUCGAUCUGUUCAAUCCGUUUGACUUUUAG